Metarhizium acridum CQMa 102 is the source of this 2499-nucleotide messenger RNA. Lineage: Eukaryota; Fungi; Ascomycota; Sordariomycetes; Hypocreales; Clavicipitaceae. The record is from RefSeq and is a predicted model, not a curated record.
AUGGCGAGGCUACGACCUACACUACCGGACGGGAGGCUUAGGAAUCGGCAGUCUGUUGUCGACCCUUCCCGAUUGCAGAUCCGUGUUGUGCCUUAUAGUCCACCACGAAUCAGUUUGGAUGGCUCAACACCCUCUCGUCCAGCGUCAUAUGUUGAAGUUUCGCCUAAGCAGCCUCCUUUGGCUUUCUGCCAAGACAGGGAAAAUCAACCGAAGGAUGAUAUUGGCGGUAGUCUGUGCCUAUCACAGGUUAAAUCCCAACUUCAGGACUCAACUGGUCCUGACCCUCUCAUGGACCUCACAAACGAAACCGCUGACUCGGUCGAUCACGUCAAAAAAGUUGAAAACUGGGGUGCUGUGUCUCCAACGACGAUCCCUGCCUCACCUUCGCCUUCUUAUCCCCCUUCCAGAAGGACUAUUGCAGUCAAUUCCGACAAGACUUUCUCUCUUCUACCACAAUCCUGUUCUGCCUCUGCGACCGAUGGGCUGCGAUCUCCACGCCAGUCGUCGACAGCCCCAAGCUCCUCGGCAGAUAGGACUAUUUCUGGAACUUUUGUUGACGAUCAGCCAAGCUCUCCUCUCACUCCGCCCCAAGAACUUUCUCGGCCGCCAUCCUCGUUCUGCUCGUCGCCAUUUCCUGCCAGCCUUACCGCUGCCUCCUCACCCUGUAACUAUACGCUGCUUGGCGGUGUGCGGAAGGUCCCAGAUAGUGAUGGAGGCGGCAAGGCCAAGGCUUUGUCCAUUCCUUCCCUCCCAGUAGAGCGGGAUCUGCAGGCAGCCUUUGUAGGAUCACGCCCAUCAGCCAGUGGUUAUACUCAGUCGGGGAUGUUGUCUUCGAAACAAUCCUUUCCUUCUGAAUCAGCCUCCACGUUAUCUGAGAGGUCUAACUACAAGACAUUUGUCAGUGAGUCGCCUUAUCAUGGCCCAGAUUGGCAUCCUGAAGCAGCCGACGACUCGAAUGCGAAUUGUUCUGUGCUCUCGUCAAGCCAUUCUAAUUUUGAGAUCAUUGGUGAAACUUGUUCUGAACAAUCUUUGGAGAAUCAUUCCAACUCGGAUACCAAUGACAGCAACAGAAACUACGUAUUACAUGGAGACUUCUCGUCAUCACCUCCUGCCGCGGUGGCUUCCAGGUCUGUGUUGAAGACAGAGUAUUCAAGGGAAAGUCUAGUCGUGGCACCGCUGAGGCCCAGCAAGCGGUUCUUCUCUGAUCAAGCUACAGUGUCUCGUCAGAAGUCUAGAGACUCUAUUCGGACGGGAUCUCUCACCUCGAUCUCGAGUGCUUUCGUUGAAGAAGCUGCCCGGUCAUUGUUCGCUGGCAGCUCUGUGAUUACAUCGCACAGCGGUGGUUUCCGUCACACCUCGCUUCAACGGAAUACCACCAUCGGACCUGGGAAUCGCCAUCAGAACUUAUCGCAUCACAAUCAUUGGAGUACCACUCUAUCUCCCAUACUAUCCGAGAGUGACAGGGGGAGUUCCGUGCCUUCGUUGGCUUUUACUCACACCACGGUUGGAGACCACCGUCUCCAGAGCCAAUCCUUCGACGUAGGUACACCAGACCUACCACGCCAUGAUGGUCAACCGAACGUUGAAGCAUGGAUGGAACUUCCGCCUCCUGCUAGUUACAGGGUUUGGAAUCGGGAUGUCAAUAACAGCAGCUUGCGACUAAUUCGAGACCAAGACGAGCACGGAGACGGACUCGCUGAGCUCGAAGAGCUUCAGCGACGCCCAUCUCGAACAAAGCUUCAUAGCUAUCUAUCGAGUUUCCCCUCCGAUCGGAAUCUUCGUUCAUCUGGUAGUUCUCGAAGUAAUAGCUUCAGUCGUUGUCACAUUCCCGCUUGGGCCAGCGGUGAACGUCGUUUCCUGACUAUCCAACACUCCUCUGAUUCUCUGUUUUCGGAGUUCAGCGCAGGUGUCCAUAGCAGCCCAUUGAUCAACCGCUCCCCGAGCACAAAACGCUUCACUCUAGCUACUCAGCUUCCUCGUCAGCGUCAACCACCUCCAGCGCCAUGCGAAGCUCCGCCAGCAUCACAGUCAAAUGGACCAGUAGCAUGUCCUCCGCUCAACAUGGUGUGCCGCAUUAAGAAGCAGACAUCUAGCAUAUGGUCACCACACCUAAGGCGAGACAGAAGGUCCCGAAGAUACAACCUCUGGCGACCACCGUCUUCGGUCUGGAUUAAAGAAGAACAUACCUCUCGACGGAGCAACAUCCAGGCAAUAAUGUUCGUUUCGGGUUUUGUUUUCCCUUUCGCUUGGAUGAUCGCGUCAUUUCUUCCCCUGCCACCAACAGCCGAGGCAGAUAUGAAGGAGAAGAAUCAUAGCACAGGCCAUUUAGACCUAGAGCAAGGAAGAAGCGGUUCUAAACUGGGGCAGGACAGUAAUAACUGCUACAAUAAAGUUAAAUGGUGGAGAAGCCUCAAUCGAUAUAUGUCCUUCAUCGGCCUACUCUUGGUUGGAGCCGCUGUUGCUCUCAUCGUUACCAGUACACAACAGCGGAAGCUCUAG